This is a messenger RNA of Parastagonospora nodorum SN15, 654 nucleotides long. RefSeq lists its product as hypothetical. Bases 1 to 654 code for a protein of 217 amino acids. The transcript is spliced from 2 exons. Gene Ontology annotation, biological process: regulation of transcription by RNA polymerase II. Gene Ontology annotation, molecular function: DNA-binding transcription activator activity, RNA polymerase II-specific; RNA polymerase II transcription regulatory region sequence-specific DNA binding. Gene Ontology annotation, cellular component: nucleus. The record is from RefSeq and is a predicted model, not a curated record. NCBI's taxonomy places the organism in Eukaryota, Fungi, Ascomycota, Dothideomycetes, Pleosporales, Phaeosphaeriaceae.
AUGGCUAGUUUGUCUGGACGUGACACGUACGAACCACUUGAUGCCGCACAACUCUAUCACGAACACGAAGACGACUACCGAGCCCUGCCUCCUCCUCUGUCCUCACCGCAGGAUGGCUAUGCGCACGGCGAGUAUGCGUAUGCGUCGCACCACAGCAGCGGCGCAUCCCUCUCAGGCCUGCAAUACACCUUGCCAACCAUGGCUGCACACCCAGUCCCGCACCACUAUGAGCACGAGCCGUCUCUGCUGGAUGACCUGAAUGGCUUCUCGCCCAUCGCCCCAAACUACAACAUGAAUGCAUAUCGCACGCCAUAUCCCGACAGCAACGCCACCUCCACGUCUUCAGCCACUAGUCCUGAUGCGCAGUUUUCGACCGACACCAUCAUUGUCGAGGCAGACGAAGACAAGCGCAAGCGCAACCAGGCCGCUUCCGCUCGCUUCCGCCAGAAAAAAAAGCAGCGUGAGCAGCAGCUGAUGGAAACGACGCGCGAGAUGCAGGAUCGCACCAAGAAGCUGGAGAAGGAGAAUGAAGGCCUCAAGAAGGAGAACAUGUUCCUGAAGAAGCUGCUCGUUGAGAAAGUGGAUCACAUGACCGAGGACGAUCGCGAAAUGCUGAGGAAGGCGGCGGGCGUAGUGCUUGAGAGGAAGAAGUAA